Messenger RNA from Parathielavia appendiculata, 1512 nucleotides. RefSeq lists its product as uncharacterized. Gene Ontology annotation, cellular component: microtubule cytoskeleton; cell division site; cytosol. The record is from RefSeq and is a predicted model, not a curated record. NCBI's taxonomy places the organism in Eukaryota, Fungi, Ascomycota, Sordariomycetes, Sordariales, Chaetomiaceae. The coding region runs from base 1 to 1512 and encodes 503 amino acids. The transcript has 2 exons. Gene Ontology annotation, molecular function: molecular adaptor activity; GTPase activity; GTP binding. Gene Ontology annotation, biological process: cytoskeleton-dependent cytokinesis; intracellular protein localization.
AUGUUACUUCGACGCAGCAAAAGCAGCGACUUGAAGAGACAGCAGGCCGCCAAGGAGCUGGAGCUCCAGCGCCAGCGCGAUGCUGUCUCCAAGUCUCCCCCACGCCUUCCUGUUCUCUACAACGGCGCCCCUGCGCCGCAACUGGGACUCAGCAGCGACAACCGGCCUGAUUCCCUCGCCAUUCUCUCCGGAAGGGCUGAGCAGAUGACGGCCGCCACCCCACGACCCUCGAUGGAGCCACCGCGCUCUGCUAUAAGCGUUCCCGUUCCCCCGAUUCCCAACGGCGGCUUCGAUCCCUACGCGAGCACCCACAGCAUGGCGCACCGCGGCCGCUAUAGUUACGCCAGCAGCGCCAUCAGUACCAUAAACAGCCCUAGAAGGGUUCGGAGGAGGAAGGAUCCCACUCCUUUCAACAUCCUCAUUAUCGGUACUGCCAACUCGGGCAAGACUUCAUUCCUCGAAUUCCUCAAGACAGCCCUUGCCCUGCCCGCGAAGAAGCGGGUCAAGAGCACCAUCGAACAUGAGGAACCCCCGAGGGUGCCACCCUCAGGAAACUUCAUCCCCCACUACCUCGAGACCGAGAUUGACGGAGAACGUAUCGGCCUGACGCUGUGGGACUCCGAGGGCCUGGAAAAGAAUGUGGUGGACCUGCAGCUUCGCGAGAUGUCGAGCUUCCUCGAGAGCAAGUUCGAGGAAACCUUCAACGAGGAGAUGAAGGUGGUGAGGUCCCCCGGGGUACAGGACACCCACAUUCAUGCGGUUUUCCUUGUCCUGGAUCCGUCGCGCCUCGACCGGAAUCUCGCAGCAGCCAGGGCGGCCGCGGCGAGUGGCCCACACAAUAGAGGGAAGCACUACCCACAUGCUCGCAUUCUUGGCGGCCUGGAUGAGGACCUUGAUCUUCAAGUUUUGCGGACGUUGCAAGGCAAGACGACAGUCAUUCCGGUCAUCUCGAAAGCCGACACCAUCACCACCAAGCACAUGAACAUGCUGAAGCGGACCGUGGCAGAGAGCCUCAAGAAAGCGAAUCUUGACCCUUUGGAAGCCCUGGGCUUGGACGACGAUGAUGAGUCGAACUCGGAUCAUAGCAAGAUUGUGGAAGAAGACGAGGAGGACCAGGACCAGGCAUCUGAGCACAGCGACGGGGAGGCUGGCGAGGAAAACCCAGGCUCGCCGACACAGGGCAAAGAAGAACCUGCCCCCAAGCCCAAGCGCCUCUCCGGCGGUUCCAUGCGUCGUCGCAAGGCCGAGGAGGAGAGUCUUGAAGAGGACGAGAUGCCCUUCCUGCCGUUGUCGAUCCUGAGUCCGGACAUCUACGAGCCCGACGUGAUCGGUCGCCAGUUCCCGUGGGGCUUUGCCGAUCCCUACAACGAAGAGCACUGCGAUUUUGUGCGUCUCAAGGAUACCGUCUUUAGCGAAUGGCGGGGUGAGCUCCGCGAGCUCAGCAGGGAGCAGUGGUAUGAGGGCUGGAGAACGAGCAGGCUCAAGCAGCACGGCGUGAAGGGGCGCCGAUGA